AUGCCUCGCGCUGAGCCCAGCUCCACUGGUCGCGUUCGCGGCAAGUAUGUCGCGCGCGCCUGCAAUCACUGCCGUCAAAGAAAAACCAAAUGCGACGGCGAGCAGCCUACUUGCGGCACCUGCCGCCAGCAAGGGCACGAGUGCCUUUGGGGAACCGAAAACGCCAAGAAGCCGCACAACAAGCAGUACGUCGAUGGACUGCGUACGGUGAAGCAAGCGCUCGAGCAGAGAAACCGAGACUUGGAAAACGAGAACCGCCGCCUUCGGGCCGCACUUGGCCUACCUUCUCCCGUGGACGAACGCCAAGAUGACGGCGGGCUCGUGGAGGCUGCAGAGCAAGUUUUGGACGGACCUUCACCGGGGUCGAGCUCGAACCAGUCAUACAAGGAAGAGGAGGUCGACGACGACGACGAUAUCGCAGCCAUCGCGGCUCCGUUACAUCAUCUUCAUCUUCAAGACGGUAACCUUCAGCUCCUGGGCCCAACCUCGGUUCUGCGUUUAGGUUCCGAGGAGCCUGCGCCGACCCCGCAUAGUCAUCACAUACAAGAUAAUGCCGACCAAUAUGCGUAUGCCCUCGGUCAACAUAACGCGACGGUUGACUGGCAGCGUUAUCUCCCUUCAGAAGUGCAACUCACUCAACAGGAGCACGACCUCGUCCUCACGCGCUUCUUCAAGUUCUUCUCUUCCUGGCAUCAUCGCGUGAACGAGCGUCUGUUCUUGCGCGACAUGUACCGCGUCCUGCAUCGGCCGCCGUUGCAUCCGCCUCCCAAACUCUCGCACUAUUCGCCCAUGCUGCACAACGCUAUCAUGUCCGUGGCCGCAGCAUUCGCGGACGAUAAGCGCGUGAACAAUGCUGCAGCACGACAGGCCUUUGCGGACAAAGCUCGCGAAUCACUCGAGGCCGAGUGUGACCGGCCGACGCUGAGUGCGGUCAUUGCUCUAUCCGUGCUCGCGAAUUACCAUUCGUCCCGCAAGAGCCCAUCACUGGGAUACAUGUAUUUUGGUAUCAGUGCCCGAAUCUCGCAAGCGCUCGGAUUCGGUGUCGACUGCACCCCAUGGGUAGCACAGGGACUGAUAUCACCGGAGAGCGUGAGGGACCGCAAUUGGGGGUUCUGGGCGACGUUUUGCCAGGAUACUACAUGGUGUCUGUACGUUGGCCGUGACCACAGCGUGUCCUCGCUGCAGAGCGUGAAGAAUGUGCCGCUGCCUUUCGAAGACCACUCGAAUCUCGGCCGAACGUUCUACUACACGUGCACCCUCUUGAUGAUCGCGCGAGAGAUCAUCCAGAUUGUCAACAACUACCAUAGCCUCGGUAUCAGACAGGAUGAUACCCUUAAGAUUGCUCAAAUAGACUUCAAGCUCGGGCAAUGGCUGGAGGAGCUGCCUUUGGACAUCAACGUCACGAAGGCCAACAUCAACACCGCGGAGCCGCACCAGCUCAUGCUCAUGAUGACCUAUCACUGGCUCAUAGUUGUCCUCCACCGGCCGUUUUACCGCAAGAAGGCGCGCGACGACCAGCACGCUAAUGAAGUGGACCAUGUUAAGCGCUGCAAUAGGGCCGCCACCGACAUCAUGGAGUUCGCCGACUCCUGGCGCGCACGCUUCACCGUUCGUUAUGUACCCAUCACCUUCAUUCAAGUCGUCUCAGCGGCCGGCACCGUAUUCGUUCUCGAUGCUCUCCAAGCAACAGCUGGUCCACGUCUUGCAACUCAGCGCUUGAAGGACGCGACGGACAAGACCAAGAAGGCGAUCGGGUAUAUGUCCGAGGUCGGCGAGACGUUUGCGAGCGCGGCCGGCAUGGCGCAGAUUCUGAAGGGAUUGCUCGACCACCAGGUUCAGGCUCGGCUUAUGAGACGUGGCGCGGAGACUGCGAGGAUCACCACGAACGGCGAGCAUGCGCCGUCUGCGUCUUCGACUACACCAGAGGCCGGUCCGUCUUACCAACAGGGCCACCAGGCGAACGGUCAUACCAAUGGCCAUACGAACCGUGACGGAGCCGACCUCGCGCCGCUCUUCGUCCCCUCGCAUGGUCCCGCCAAUGGUCCCUCUUCGUCCUCGACGGACCUCAGUUCUCCGUGGACGCAGAUAUCGAACUCGGACGCUCCGCAGACCCAGUACGCCAACCAGCCGAUGGGUGUUCCGAAUAUGUUUGGGCCCGCGCCACCCAUGUUCGUCCCGUCUCAGUUCGAGUUUGGCGGGGCAUACGUUGGUGGAGCCGAACAGGCCGCCGGACCUGGAUACCAGCAGUUUGGUAUCGGGGACUGGUACUCCGACAGCGCACAUAUUCCUUUUGGGCCGGCGCAUGCUGGGUACAACGGUGCGCAGAACGGGGGAGGCGGCGAGAACGGGUAUGCUCAGGGUCAGUCGGAGGGGAUGGGCCCGCAACAGAUGGGCAUGGGCAUGAACAUGCCAAUGGGAGACAUGGGGAUGGGAUUCGCGCAGCCGGGCGUGCAGAUGCAAAUGCAGCAGCCCUUGCCAGACGAGUACAUUCACCAGGCAAUCACGUAUAUGUGA
Peniophora sp. CBMAI 1063 is the source of this 2514-nucleotide messenger RNA. Lineage: Eukaryota; Fungi; Basidiomycota; Agaricomycetes; Russulales; Peniophoraceae. The record is from the annotation of a GenBank genome assembly.